Messenger RNA from Parasteatoda tepidariorum (common house spider), 6027 nucleotides. It is a transcript of the gene Ndae1, whose product is annotated as Na[+]-driven anion exchanger 1. Gene Ontology annotation, cellular component: plasma membrane. The record is from RefSeq and is a predicted model, not a curated record. Gene Ontology annotation, biological process: transmembrane transport; monoatomic anion transport; regulation of intracellular pH. NCBI's taxonomy places the organism in Eukaryota, Metazoa, Arthropoda, Arachnida, Araneae, Theridiidae. Gene Ontology annotation, molecular function: sodium:bicarbonate symporter activity; monoatomic anion transmembrane transporter activity; solute:inorganic anion antiporter activity.
CUAUCUAGAACGAUCCAGCAACCCCAAACGAUCUGGCAGUGACGGUUUUUCCCGGCUUCCUUCAGCAGUUUCUGUCUGAUAGGCAGAGACGGUACAUCCGCAGUGAACUGCCAGUCAUCCCCCCAUUUUGUGGUCGAGAUUUCUAUACGGAUUUGUUUUCUUUUUUUGAAACAAAAAAAAUGCUGUGCUUUGAAGAAGAAGAAAAUUCGCAUCUUUAGAGAGAGAGGAAGAUGAUAGUCAUUCGUCGAGUUCUGUGCUUUGAAUUAGAUUCGAAUUAGGGGAAAAUAAUCGUCUGCCGGCAUCAUAAAGGAUUUUAAAAGGCAGAAUGAAUCCCCCCGGCGGAUCAUUAGACGAAGCGCCCCGUGACCCCGGCGCUCGGGCUGCUCACCACAGCUACACAGACAAAGAUUUUGAAGGCCACAGAGCUCAUACAGUCUACGUAGGCUUACAUGUUCCUGGUUACCACAGGCGGAGUCAUCACAGAAGACAUAGGCACCAUCAUAAAAAUGGUCAUAAGAAGAAAGAAGAUGGAACGUCCGUGGAAUACCCUCAUGACAUACACAGGCCUGUCACCCCACCUGCUGAGAGAGUUCACUUCAUCCUUGGUGAAGGUGAAGAUGAUGGCCUUCAUGAAUCUCACCCCCUCUUCAGUGAGAUGGAAGAACUCCACUACGAGGGGGACGAAAUGGAGUGGAGGGAAACUGCCAGGUGGAUUAAAUUUGAGGAAGACGUGGAAGAGGGAGGCAAUCGAUGGUCUAAACCUCACGUAGCUACAAUAUCUUUGCAUUCUCUUUUUGAGUUGAGAAGCUGCAUUCUCAAUGGGACAGUUAUGCUUGAUCUUGAGGCAAAUAAUUUAGAUCAAAUAUCUGACCUUGUGUUAGAAAAUCUCAUUAAUGCUGGUCAACUACAGGUGGAGAACAGGGACAGAAUAAAAGAAGCCCUGUUGAGACGUCACAGGCAUCAGCAUGAGAGAAAGCAUGACAAAGUGGACAAAGGAUCCAGGCUACCUCUGAUACGUUCCUUAGCAGACAUUGGCCGGAAUUCGAGUAAAAGCAUGUUCGGUUCCAGCACCCAAUUAGAUAAGGAUGCGUCAGGCUCGUCUCCGCCGUCAACUCCCGUCAAUCCUGCAGUGGCUGGUGAAACAAAACCAAACUUUGCCAAAUACCUUGGCCUUCCUGGCAGUGCACCAAACACAACGCAAGACACAAUAGUGAAGAGUCCGAGCUGCUCCUCAUUGAACCUCGGUGGGAAUUACUCAAAUUCCAGUCAAAGUAAUUCUCAUAACAUUAGUGAUAUAUCUGGGAAUUCCACAAGCUCUGCAGACCUACAACACAGGCUUAAUCAGGCUUUCAUGAAGAAAAUCCCUCCCGGAGCUGAGGCCUCCAACAUUCUGAUAGGAGAAGUAGACUUCCUUGACCGUGCCAUUAUCGCUUUUGUCCGUCUCAAUCAGGCCUGCAACUUGGGGGAUCUGACCGAAGUACCUGUUCCUACUCGAUUUUUAUUCAUACUUUUGGGUCCCUCUGGGAAUUUAGGCCGCUACCAUGAAAUUGGUAGAGCAAUGGCUACUCUCAUGUCAGAUGAGGUAUUCCACGAUGUUGCGUACAAAGCUAAGAGCCGGCAAGACUUGCUUGCUGGUGUCGAUGAGUUCUUGGAUGCAGUUACUGUGCUUCCUCCUGGCGCCUGGGACCCUAGUAUACGAAUCGAACCACCUCAGUCAUUGCCAUCUCAGGAAGCUAGAAAAAAGACUGAAGUUCAAGAAAUCAAAAUUGAUGAAGAAGAAGAAGAGGAAAAAGAGCGAGAAGAAAGUGGCUUAACACGCUCAGGACGACUAUUUGGUGGCCUUAUUAAUGAUGUGAAACGCAAACUCCCCUGGUACCUGAGUGAUUUUACAGAUGCUUGUGCACUCCAGAGUGUUGCUUCCAUAUUCUUUUUGUAUUUUGCUUGCCUAACGCCCAUCAUCACAUUUGGUGGACUCCUGGGGGAUGCUACGGAAGAGAGAAUCGCUGCCAUGGAGAGCCUCAUGUCUGGCGCCAUCUGUGGUAUUCUCUAUGGAUUGUUUAGUGGUCAACCGUUGACCAUCUUGGGAAGCACUGGUCCUGUUCUAGUCUUUGAAACAAUAUUAUAUGAUUUUUGCAAAGAGAAUGAUCUAGACUACUUACCAUUACGUCUAUGGAUAGGGCUGUGGACCGCUGCUGUGCUUAUAACUCUAGUCGCCCUCGACGCAAGCGCUUUAGUUUGUUACAUCACUCGAUUUACUGAAGAAAAUUUUGCCACCCUUAUUUCACUCAUAUUUAUUUACAAAUCAGUUGAAAAAGUUUUGGACAUUGGACACUACUACCCCCUCGUCUCCUCUUCGAUAUCAUUCCCAGCUGAGUGCGUAUGUUCUCCGUCAAACGGUACUACCAGAGAAAUAUUUGAUAGCAUUGAGUGGAGCAACCUAAACAGAACUCACUGUGAGUGGUACAAUGGUACCAUGGUAGGAUCUGGAUGUAUCACAACCUAUCCUGACGUCUACUUAUUUUCUAUCAUUCUUUAUGCCUGCACAUUUGCCAUUGCAGUGUUUCUGAAACAGUUUAAAACCACUCCAUUUUUCCCUUCUAAAGUACGAAGUACAGUCAGCGACUUUGCUGUUGUGAUAGCUAUUCUUUUAAUGACUCUUGCUGAUAUUGGUGUUGGUCUGAAGACUCCUAAACUGCAAGUUCCAGAAAAGUUUCAGCCAACAUGGCACGGACGUACCUGGCUUAUUACUCCAUUUGGUCAGAGAAAUCCUUGGUGGACAUCACUUGUUGCAAUUUUGCCUGCACUCUUGGCAACUAUCUUGAUUUUUAUGGAUCAACAGAUUACUGCAGUCAUUAUUAACAGACAUGAAAACAAGUUGAAGAAAGGUUGUGGUUAUCACUUAGAUUUAUUUGUGUUGGCUAUAUUAAUUGCAAUAUGCUCCAUCUUUGGUCUCCCGUGGUUUGUUGCUGCAACCGUGCUUGCCAUGACGCACGUCAAUUCUUUGCGGAUGGAAUCUGAGUGCUCUGCUCCAGGAGAGAAACCUCAUUUUUUGGGAGUUAGGGAGCAGAGAGUUACACAGAUAGUGAUUUUUGCUCUGGUUGGUCUAUCAGUUCUUUUUACUUCUGUUCUUCAGUAUAUCCCAAUGCCUGUGUUGUAUGGAGUAUUUCUUUACAUGGGAAUAUCUUCUCUUCAAGGAUCUCAGUUCUUUGAUAGAAUGCUGAUAGUUUUCAUGCCACAGAAAUAUCAACCUGACUAUAUUUUCUUGAGAAGUGUGCCAACUAAAAAAGUUCACUUUUUCACAUGUAUUCAAUUGGUCUGCUUAAUUAUCUUGUGGCUGAUCAAAUCUUACAAGCCUACAUCUAUAACAUUCCCUCUAAUGUUGGUGGUGAUGAUUGGUGUUCGUAAACUUCUGGACUUUGUCUUUACUCAAAGAGAAUUAAAGAUAUUGGAUGAUGUGAUUCCAGAAUCUGCAAAACAGUCAAGGAUGAAUGAGGAGGAAACACUUGAAGAAACAGAGGGUGGUCUGAAGCCAAAUGCUAGUUCUGGUAAUGUUGCUAUUACAUUGGCUAAUGGCAACAUUCUCAAGGUUCCAGUGGAAAAAUUCAAAGAUGAUCCCGACCAAUCUGCUAUCAACAUAUCAGAACAACUCAACAAAUCUGGAAUUUGGCAGAGUAUUGAUCAGAAAGCGCAAAACGUCCCGGUUGUCAAUGAGCCUAAAGUCAACAAUUCCUCGAAUAAAAAGAAGCGUGGCAAGAAGAAAGAUGCCAUUUGCGAUGAAGAGCACAAGCGUCUGUCUACUAUGGCCGAGGAAGACGACGAAGACGAUUGCGGAAUCAUGAUCAGAAUCGAUGCCCCUACACCUACUCCCUCUAAUGUCACUUCUGCUCACAGCUCCCCCAAGCACUCCAGAAAAGGUGGGGAUCAGAACGAGACAUCAGUGUGAGAAGAACAAAGAAGCCUUUUUGUGAAUUGCACGUAUCCACACCUGCCGAACAGCUCAUUAGUAGUGUGUAAAUAAAGGAAAUCAGAGGGGGUAGAGCAACAGCGAGUGUGUAAAUUUAGUCUUCCGCAACGAAGCAUCAGUGUGCGUGUGUGAAAGUGUUUUUAGACCGGAAAAUGUUGUUUAGUACAAACCUUACGCAUGAACAUCAUGGUUAGAAAGAAUAUAAUUUUUAUCAUCUUAUUAAAAUUCGUUAUUGCGGUUUGUAAAUUAGGAAUUGCAUUCAAUAGGGAAAAAUAUGCUAGGAUAUUUUUUUAAGCUUAAAUUUUUAGAGUUUUAGAAAUUUUUUUUUUUAAAUAAAAUGUUUCUGUUACUAGAAAAAAAUUACUUACAUUGACAUCCCCAGAAUUGAUAAUACACACUCACAUUGCAUCUGAAUUCUGUUAUGGGAGCUAUGGUUCAUAUCCUGCUUCAGUUCAACAAAAACAAAUUUCUAUCCAUUUAGUGCAAUAAUUAUACUUAAAUUAAAAUAGUAUUUUACCUACUUAUUUGAAUUUGAGGAGGGCAAGAUUUGAGUUUUAGAGAAUAAUCUGAUCUUUUGGAAAUAAUUUGAAUAUAUACCUAGCUUGUGAAGAGCAAAUGUGUUUAAAAAACCCAACAUUUGGCUGCAUUUAAUUUCAAUACAUUCUAAAUAACAUUUUAAAAAGUACUGAUAUUUAAAACCUUUUUUGGCUUCAGAUUAAUAAUUAAAUGGAAAUAAAUAAAGACAAGGCAGAUUUUUAUUAAUAUUUCUGCCAUUGCUGAAAGAGUAAGAAAUUAUCAGUAACGUAUAUAAUGCAAAUAAUUCGAAUAGCACUUUUUUCUAAAAGCAGUGAACUCUUAUCUUUUAGACUAAUUCAGUGAGGCAUAAUAAUUGUAGCUCCCAUCGAACAACUGAGUGUGCACUCAAUUUUAAAAGCAAUUGUGUGUUUUGUUUCAUUAUUUUAAUUGUAUUAACUAUUUGUAUAUAUGUUAAAUCUAUUGGUUUUAUAGACAAAUUUGUUAUCACAUUAAAAAAUUUUAAAUUAAAUCACUUGAGGUUUGUACAGUUUUAUUUUAACUUUGUGAGACUUUUUUUUAAGUGUGAAGCAUAUUUAAUUUAUUGAUCUCUCAUUAAAUUAUUAGAAUUUCAAGAUUUCAUGUAUAGCUGUUGCUAUAAUCUAUGGUGACUAGGAAUCAACCUGAAUAUAGUUAUAGCGAUAUCUUGAGGAAAUCUUAAUUUGCAUUUGUGUGAAAAGUGUAAAAGAUUGUAUGAUUUAAAAAAUUAGUAUUAUAUGUAAUGAAAGUAUUGUAAGUAUUUUUCGUAGUUUAUUUAUGUUUUUUGACACUUUUUAUUACUUUUUUAACUUAAAUUAUUAUAUAAUGUAUUAAGUAAAAUUUUAUUUUAAAAAAAGUUCUAUGUUUUUCCAUUUAAUCCAUACAUUAUAAAAUGCAUGAUUAAAAAUAAAAUUAUUCUCUAGAUACUAUUUUCUCACUAUGCAAUAAAUAAAUAAAAUUAAAAAAAUACGCAUAUGUAACUAUAGAUGCAUGACUGUUAAAGCAAACCUGUACAUUUUAUUUCUUUGCAGGCUAGCUAUCUCUAACUAAUUAUAAAUUCUGAUGAAUACUAAAUAUUUUUGCGCAAUAUGUCUUAUUUUUGUUUUAAAUAUUUUACUCUACAUUAAAUAUUUAUAUCAAAAACUUUUAAAAAUGGGGUAAUAAAAAAUAAAUAUUAAGUUUUAGAAUGAUUGAUAGAACAGUUGGUAAAAAAAUUUACUUGUUAUAAAAUCAUUAUUUUUAGGUUUUAUUAUAAGAUUUCAUUAUUUCUAAUAUUUUAAUGCGGAAUUUAAACUAUACAAAAAAAACUGAAUUUAUAAAUUAAAUUUAAAAUUGUGGAUAUUAUUUUGCAGAAUAUUGUUCUUCCAAUUUUGUUUCUGUGUUACUUCCACUCAUAUUUUGUAUGUUUAAAAAUCUUACUUAAGAUACUCAUUCUAUGAACUAUUGUCUGAUUCAUCAUUUAGUUUCUGUAUUAUUAUUUUAAUAUAAAAUAAAAAUAAAUAUUCCUUUUU